This is a messenger RNA of Halichondria panicea, 3308 nucleotides long. RefSeq names its product NACHT, LRR and PYD domains-containing protein 5-like. The transcript is spliced from 3 exons. Gene Ontology annotation, molecular function: protein binding. The coding region runs from base 225 to 3308 and encodes 1027 amino acids. NCBI's taxonomy places the organism in Eukaryota, Metazoa, Porifera, Demospongiae, Suberitida, Halichondriidae. The record is from RefSeq and is a predicted model, not a curated record.
GCAAUUGGUACAAACGACAGUAAUUGGCAACGGACCUGCUGUUACCUAUAGAUCUAUCUACUGUCUCGAGCUCUGAUCAGCUAGUUCCUUCACAGUUCUACAGUUCCACAGCCUCUUCAUUAGAGUGCACGAUUGAGUGGAGGUGUUACUGACAGUGACUCGGCAAAAGUGGUUGAACUUGUAUCAGUCAUCAACCGAAGAACUAAAAUCAAUCGGAUCGUACUAUGGGUCAGACACAGUCUCUUCGUAAGACUGGGUUUGUAACUAGUCUCAAGAAAAAAUACAUAAACAGAGAGUUUGGAGAAAAUAAACAAUGGCUACCAGUUAGAGGAGACGGACAACUUAGAAGACUUUUCAAACUGCAAUUAGUCGAGACUGAUAAAAUAAAAGGGUUUGGAAACAAGGGGAAUCGUUCGAGUGGCAAUGGCAAGCAACCUGAAGAUGACAAAGAUGACAAAGAGAAACGCAAAUCAAUACUCCACACUGACCUGUUCAAGUCUACUAGCAGUGACAACAAACCAGUAAGGAAGAUUGUUGUGAAAGGCAAUGCUGGGAUUGGUAAAACUACACUGUGUACCAUGCUUACUGAGGAGUGGGCAAAAGGUAAUAUCCUGAAACAAUUUGAUUGUGUUCUGCUGCUUCCACUGAGAGAAAAUCGAGUGUCCUCUGCCACAAGCCUCCCUGAGCUGAUUAAACUUUUCCAUCCCGAUGAGGAGACCUGCAUACCUCCAACAAAAAGGAUGAAGGGUAAAGAGGGAGAAGGUGUCCUCAUCAUAGCUGAUGGCUGGGACGAACUAAGUGAGGGUGCUCGAGCUACUGGCUCGUUUCUAUAUGAACUUCUUCUUGGUUAUGGUUGUUCCAAAGCAUCUGUUCUCCUCACCUCCCGACAUUCUGCAACAGAACCUUUUCACACACUCUCUUCAGUGGACGCUUUCAUCGAGGUGGUGGGUUUUGAUGAAGAAAAUAUUAAACAGUACAUAGUUGAGGAUUUCAAAGAUGAUCCAGAAAAGGCUUCUUCUCUUAUGGAGCAGCUUAAAAGCAAUCCACUCAUUCAGAGUUUGUGCUCUGUGCCACUUAAUUGUGCGAUUGUUUGUGACCUGUGGCGCCACAACUUACAGCAAACACUUCCAAGCACAAUCACAAAACUAUAUGCUAGGAUAACACUGUCUGUCGUGCUUCGUGACAUUAGGAAGAAAUGUCCACAACACUGUGUAGACUCGCUUGACAAUUUCGAUUCCAUUCCUGAUGAACUUCAAAAUGAUUUCUGGCUAGUUUGCAGGUUUGCUUUUGAAUUUUUGGCUAAAGAUCGAAUAGUCUUCUCAGACAGUGAAGUUUCAUCGUUUUCUAAAGAUGGGAAGUUUAAUAAGAAGGCGUUUUUUUUUGGUUUAUUGCAAUCAGCACAUUCACAUUUCCCUAGCCAACAAAACUCAUUGACAACAGGUUAUGGCUUGUCGUUUCACUUCGCUCACUUGACUAUUCAGGAGUUUUUAGCUGCCCUUCAUAUCGUCAUUUUAUCUCAUGAAGAGAAAACAAAGAUUUGCAACACUUAUGCUGGAAACAAUCGGUUUAAUAUGGUCUGGAGAUUUGUGUUCGGUCUUAAGUCUAAAGAAGUGAAAUAUAGGGACCAAGUAGUCUCUUUAGGUGAUACAUUGGUUGAUCAAGUUUUAUUUGCAAUAAGAGACCAAGACAUUUUACUUUGCCACUGCUCAUUGGAAUCCCAGGAUAAGGUUGUGCAUUGUAAAGUAGCCAACAGAAUUUAUGCCAAGUUUAGUUAUUGUUAUAGAUCAAUCAGAAGGCCCCAAACUGCUCACGACAGUGUAGCUCUUUUGCACAUUUUUAACUGUAUAUCACAUUGUUCAGAGGUCAAGCUCGAUUUUUCAGGGAGUCUUAAUGAUGAACAGCUUCAGAAACUAGCUACUAUCCUCAUUGAUAGAAAGUUGCAAGUAAAAGAAUUAAGUCUCGAUAACUGCAAGCUCACAGGUGAAUGUCUCGAGACCUUCUUUAACAAAGCAUCAGCAUCAUUUCGGUAUCUUUACAAAGUAUCUCUAGAUGGAAACUUUAUCAAAGCUUUACCAUUUUCAUCCAGCAAUAACACAUUAACUAGCCUUUCUUUAUCCAAGAAUCCACUCUGGCAAAAUGGCGUCCAGUCACUAGAGAGUGUUGUACGCGCAGGUUCACUAGUAAAACUUGAGUACUUGUGUCUAUCUAGUGCACUGACAAACGACACAGAUAUUAUCAAUACAACAAUGUUAGCCACACUUCUUCCAGCAUUAGCUACACACUGCCCUAAUCUGAAGGACCUUAAUCUUUCUGAGAACAAUAUUGGUGUACCAGGAGCUGGUGUAAUAGGAGAGGCCUUUGUGAGACUUGCUACUAAUAGGAAGGAGUUGAAGCUGAACUUAAGUGAGACUAAUCUCAACAGUGAAGCAGCGAAAGAACUUUCUGAUAAAGUAUUGGCUUCUUUAGAGGAUGUUUCAAACCCACUCUCCUGUGAAAUCAAUUUGCGUGUUGAUAAUAACCCACUUGGACACAGCGGCUUGUUAGCCAUCUUUAGAAUGCUCUCUAACCAAAACUGUCCAGUAACAAGACUUGACCUAGACCACACACAUACAGUCAACCAGGGCCUAUUAUCGGCAACUGAUUUUGAAACUCUAACAUUUCCUGGUCAAUGUAGCAAAUUGAAAAGGUUGUCAUUUCAAAACAACAAACCAAGCGGGGACACUCAUGUAGCUUGCUUGACAAUGGCUAUUAAAGCCAACAUUUUUGGUAAUCUUGAGAGGAUGCAACUAUCAAAUACCCUCCCUGACAAUGUUGAGGAGAAUGGAAGACUACUCACUGAACUCUUACCAUCAAUUGCCUCUCACUGUCCUCAUCUGAAUGACAUUGAUCUCUCUGAGAACAAUAUCGGUGUACCUGGAGCUGGUGCAAUAGGAGAGAUCUUUGUAAGACUUGCUACUAAUAGGAAGGAUUUGGAGCUGAAAUUAUUAAUAAGUGAGACUAAUCUCAAUAGCGAAGCAGCAAAAGAAUUUUCUGAUAAAGUAUUGGCUUCUUUAGAGGAUGUUUCAAACCCACUCUCCUGUGAAAUCAAUUUGCGUGUUGAUAACAACCCACUUGGACACAGCGGCUUGUUAGCCAUCUUUAGAAUGCUCUCUAACGAAAACUGUCCAGUAACAAGACUUGAUCUCAGGGGCGGAUCCAGGGGUGAUUUUGAGGGGCUGAAGCCCCCCCCUUUUGAAAAAACUACCAUGUGUUGUAGUCUGACUCUACAACAAUUUUGCCACCAAUUAUGCAUCUGUAGACUCACUUGA